CUUUACCAAACCCCAACACGACUUUACUCUUCACAUCUCUACCACCGCAAAUCAUGAAAACAUCUCUGGUCCUCCUUUCCCUCUGUCUGCUGGCUUGUUCAGGUGAGAUUUCAUUUGUUAACUCAAGUAGUAACUACUGUAUAUGCAGCACAUACAUUGGGUCAGGGUGCAAGGGGAACUGUGGGUAGGGGGGCCUAAAUCAACUCCAAGUUCACCUUUGGUUUCAGUACAAUACAAGUAAAGGACCCAUCAUGGGAGUGACUGUUGUAUCAUUUUUUCUUCACAGUUUGGGAGAUCCAUGGCCAAUGCCAAGAGGUUGACCCUGAUGACCAGGAAGUAGUGGAAGCACAGCCGGAAAAGCACAUGGUAAUAGUAUGCUAUGGUCAAAAUGUUAUGAACUAAGAGAAAGUGUAGACAUUUCUGCAACUUACUAUUGUAAUACUCAACCUCCUACUGUUUAACAGAACUUAACCAUAGACGUACAUUUAAUUAAAACAUACAUUGACUGAAGAAACUAUUGUCCAAACUAACUUUUUCACACUCACAUUACAUCAAAUGUACUUCAACCAUAACACUGAAUACAUCACACCAUAAUUCAAUUAAUAAUAAUAAUUUGGGGGGGUGCUUAUAUUUGUCUUGUUACACAAAAGUGUGUAAUGGAAAUGUCUUUUUUUGCAUAUCCCAACUCCCCCCGAGACACCCACAGGGAGUGGGGUCACGGCCAAGAUCGCCAUUGUACAGAGCCCCUGAAACAAUUAGGGUUAAGUGCCUUGCUCAAGGGCACAGCGACAGAUGAUUAUAAUAUUUUUACCAUGUCCUUUCUCGUCUGUUUGUGCUUUCCACAGGAACAACAGCUAAAGGGAACCUGCUGGGUGUGUAAGUGGGCACUAAACAAAGUGAAGAAAUCCAUCUCCACUUCCUCUAGCCCGGUAGCUACCAUAGCAUUACAAUCCAUAAGAGUGUCUCUUCAUGAAAUUGCACUAUUGAUUAUUUACUGUGAUAUUUCCCUGAAAAUGUCAACUGAUGUUUAUGAUGAUUUCUCGUCAAUAGGAGGAGCUAAAGCAGAAGCUAUUGUCCGUUUGCGAUAAUGUUGGCUUCCUAAAAUCUAUGUGUAAAGGCCUGGUGAAAAAACACUUGUGGGUGCUGAUUGAGGAGCUUAGCACAAGCGAUGACGUGAGGACCAUCUGCGUUAAGAUUAAGGCCUGCAAGUGAGUACAAGAAACCGUUCGACAUACCCUUAAGUCACUGUUCAGACAACUAAAGAGUAUAGCGAUGAUCACUUGUGCUUGUUAAUUGAAACACUAUUGAGUAGAAUGCAUUCAUUAAUAUGAAAAUAUUAUGUCUUCCGAUCUUCCACUCAUGUAGUCUUUUUGUGCAUCUUUAGACCAAAGGAAGUUUUGGACCUGAGCUACUGA
Messenger RNA from Coregonus sp. 'balchen', 1415 nucleotides. Lineage: Eukaryota; Metazoa; Chordata; Actinopteri; Salmoniformes; Salmonidae. The record is from the annotation of a GenBank genome assembly.